GGCCCACUGUAAACCGCUGCUGGUGCUGUUGUACUGUCGACCAGCCCACCACACGCUCACAGAGAGCAGGCGGUGGCGAGCCGCCGCCAGGCACCACGGUCGGCGGCCCCUCGCUCCUCCGCCGCCGCCUCCCCUCCCUCCGGCACCGAACGGGCGCCGGCGCGCCCUCGGGGUGGGUGCUGCUCGUGCUCGUGCUCGGCGCCCCCGCUUCCCCGACUUCACGGCCACCUGCCUGCAGAUCAUCAGUUGGCCGGGAGCUGUGAUGUGACGGCCAUACCCUUCUACUCCACUACGCUAGUGUCAGAAACGCUCUUAUAUUAUGGGACGGAAGAAGGAUUCUAAAUAUAUGAGAUUCAGAUAUACAGAGAAUCCUAACACCGACAGUGGCAACAAAGUGUCCAAAUGCCGAACACAGCGCAACUUGCAAAAUGGUCUCUCUCUCUCUCUGCAUCUAUGCUUGAAGAGACAGAGGGCAAUGCUUUUUCUUUAGGGAAAGGAAAGUACAGUGCUUGAAAGAACUAAAGAAAAAAGCCCGCAAAACAGAUCAGGAAUGAGUGACAUUAUCUGCAACUGCAGGCAAGGAACAAUGUGCUUUGGGGAAAACACAAAAGCAAAGUGGGGCAAAACAAAAAGCUCAUACCAUCACCACUGCACCAUCUCAUGCUAAUUGCCCCCCAACUUGCACUACACUCUGUUGCCGAGCUCUGCCAGCUACGCGCAAGCGAAAACUUCUUUCAUCUCCAGCUAAACCAGAUGAUCAAGUGAUACAUCUUCACCUUGGACUGGAGGAUGGAUGGCUUCGACUAAUUUUGAUUUGAGGGAGAUGAUGGAGUGAGCUGCAUCUGGAAUAAUGGAUUUUUUGGAGAUAACUUUAUUUUUAUGUGCAACUCUUCUUCACUCGUUGAAAUGAUCCGCCUGCGGCUCUAGAGUUCAUUAUGUUGUUACCAAGCCCCGCCACCAUCUAAGAAGAACAAGUGGGUUUGUUUUUCCAUUUCGAGUGAUAUUUCUUCACCUGGGACUGGAUUUCUUUGGGACAACUUCUCCUUUCUCUGCAAGUCUUCUUGGCUCCUUGACUUGAUAUCUAGACUGCGGGCCAGUGGGUUACAAGCACACAGUCAUGGUUUUCUUCUGCUGAGGGUAAUUAUCGGUUUUACUGUGGAGCUUCAGAAUGGCUGCUGCACCACCUGGACCUACUCUGAAAGGGCAUACUCUGGUUGUAAAGGAUUUCGAUGACGCCGUCAAGCAGCUGAUUGAUUUUCUGCAUCAUGGCGGUGAUACUUCAGAAGGCAGAAUAAAAGCAUUCUUAUUUCAUGGCUGGUACGGUGUGGGUCUUGGAGCAUCCGCCGUUCUUAGAGCUACAGCAGAACACCUCAAAUCCAAAAGAAGCGAUCCAGACAUGAAACAGCAAUUUGGUAAAGUUGUCCACGUCGACUGCUCUCUGUGGAAAAAUAGAAGGACGAUGCAGCAGGAAAUAGCAGCAGAACUGAACCUUGUGCAUUUAAUGCCUAUUUUUGAUAAGCAAGAUGAGGACGAUGAUUUCAGAGGAGUAGAGGACAGUUCUAGAGCAGAGAUAACAAGCAUAGCAAGUGCGAUCUAUGAAUCUCUAAUCAAUGAAAAAUUUAUAUUAAUUCUUCAUUAUGGGGGAGAUGCAGAUAUUGAUCUGGCAGAGUCGGGCGUUCCUGUAUUUGGACCUUUCGGUAAAGCCAAGCUUUUAUGGACCAAUCAUGGAAGAUUUCAGCUCUCACAGAAACAACACAAGUUGUUGACAUCCAGUUUCCUUGAUAUAAACAUGCUUUUCAUUACCACAGACCACAUCUAUAUCGGGCAACAACUACGUUGUUUAUUGCACAAAGAAGCUGUUGAGGUGAUUAGUUACACGGGAAUGGAUGACAUCAACCCAGCAACUGUUGUGGAUUGCUUCUUGUACUCACUGUUGCUGGUAGGACAACUGGGUGAAAACUCUGACACUGUUGAGUAUGGUUGGGCCACUUAUGUUUGCAACUACUGGAUAUGUGACGGAAUCCUUCAAAAGGACAGAGCUUGGGAGGUUGGCAAUGCAUUAUAUGGAGUGAUAGGGCAAUUGCGCCAUUCUUCAGGUGCAAUAGAAACUCUAUUAUAUUGGUUGGACCAACAAAUAAAAUCCUACCAAGGCUGGAAGUCAAUUGCAUCAAACCAACAAGGAGCACAAAGUAUCUCUGUUGUUCCUGUUAAUGCAUCAUCCUAUUUCUUAACAUUUAAGGGAGAUGAUCUGCUACAACUACCGAAUGAUUUGUUUCAACUAGCCAACAACCUCCGUGUGCUAAAACUCUGCAAGUGCAGAUUUGAUUUUGCAUUGCCUCCUUUCCAAUCCUGCCACAACCUAAGGUUCCUUUGGCUUGACCAUUGUGCAAACACUGGGAAGGAGCAAGGUGGGGGAGCAUGUUUUCCAAACCUGAUAGUGCUUGACUUGCGUCACACUGAUUAUGCCUUGCAGCAGCAGAUGAUUGAACGGAUGACAAAUCUAAGAGAAAUAAAUACAAAAGGAGUCUCAUGGAGGAAUAUAAGUCAUGCAUGGAAAACAUUACAAAAUCUUCACAAGCUCCGACUAACAGAAUCUUCAGAUUUGAUCACAGUGAACAAUUGCUCUUCCUUGGAUAUGAUCAAUCUGGAGCUCCUUGACUUGUCUGGCAAUAUCUCUAUGGCAUCAUUGCCUAGAAUGUCAUCAGCGGCAAGCUUGAAGAUGCUUGUUCUUGAUGGUUGUUCCAACUUGGAGACCGUUGCAGUUGAAGGAGCUCUUCCAUUGCUCGAGACUUUUAGCUUCGAUGGUUAUGGCCCAACAGAGAACUGGGCACAUCCCAUAGAAUUACCAAAAAAAGAAUUUCGGCCAAAGUCUCGUGCAACUCCAAUCCAAGAAGCCAAGGUGACCAAAAUUUCCCUCAUGGGUUGUGGUCGAUUGCAUAGCAUAUUCUUGCGUGCGUUGGACAAUCUGGACGAGUUGGACCUCUCUGGUACAGCCAUAAAAAUGCUUGACCUUAGUGUCAUGGAUGCCCCAAAGCUCAGGAAGUUAUUAUUACUGGGUUGUCGGCAGCUCUUUAGUCUAGGUUGGCGUUAUAAUAACCCAUUUAGAUUGAAAGUGGUACAUGUAGACACUUGCUGGAGGAAAAGAUUAGUGGUAUGUUGUGCACGAGUGAGGGAGGAUUUCUUUCAUUUUGAGGCAUGCAUUACCCUUACAGAUGCAAGGUUCCUUUGGCGGUGCAUGGAGGGACUCUACUUACGUUCAUGGUGGUGCAUGCACAGUGGGGGCAAGUUGAAGUUGCACCUCCAUAUCUCUUCUACCAUUCAUAGCCAAAUCAACAUGACCAAAAGUAUCAAGGAGAUUGGUCCUAGCCAAGAGGGUUUUGCUCCCACAGGGCGAUCAUUACCUUAUGAUGAUAUUAUUAUCCUUUUGAAGGAUGUAGCAAAUUCAUCCCUUGUGUGCGACCAGAGGCAGCUUCAACCUCUCGAUGUGCAUAUAGAGAUUGGUGAUGAAGGCCACAAUUUGGAGACUAUGGACAAGAACCAGCAUUUCAGAUGGUUCGUUAGGGAUCAUGUUCAAUCAUUGCACGUGCAUGACAAUUCCUCAAUCGCGGCUAUCCCUCCAAGGGGCCCACAAACUUGGCUUGGCCUAACAUGGUGUCAUGUUGAGAGAUGUCCCAAGCUACGUUCACUCUUCUCUUGUAAGGCUAGAGAAGACAACUUCACUUCUUUAAGGACAUUUUCCGCGUCUGAUCUCCCGACGGCCUGCUGCAUCUGGGAUAAAACCAACCCCAAAGACCCUGAAGAUUGCAUAUACCUACGAAGUGCCUUCACAUCCCUACAUUCCAUAUACCUACACAAUUGCCCGAGGCUGGUGUUUGUCCUCCCGAUUUCCUUCACCUUGCCAAGCCUGGAGACCCUUCACAUGGCAUACUGCAGGAACCUGCAAUAUGUUUUCCCACUGGACAACAAGUACCCUCCAGAAAUAGCUUCUGGUGCCACAUUCCAGAACCUGAAGCACAUCAAGCUAUACCAUCUCCAUCGGCUGGAGCAGAUAUGCGAAGCCAGACUGACCGCACCGGCGCUGGAGACGAUCAGUCUCAGGGACUGCUGGGGCCUGAGACGGAUACCGGCCGUCGCUGCGCGUCAAGGUCCUAAGCCAGUUGUGGACUGUGAGAAGGAUUGUUGGGGCAGGCUCGAGUGGGACGGCCUGGAGGCCGGGCACCACCCGUCGCUCUUCGAAACGCUUCACUCAGCUUACUACAAGGAGGCGCUCCCAAGGGUCUCCGUUCUAAGGUGAUGUGUUCCACCCCUCUGCCAUGUCUAGCUUGGUCAAUAAGAUGCAACCAAGGGAGGUCAGGCCACAUGUUUCUGUGUUGCAAGUGUGGUGUGUUCGUGUGCACUGUGCAGGAUACGUACGCUGCUAUGCACAAGGAAGAAUAAAUGGUGUGUUUUCACUUUUCAGCCCCAGGCUACCUGAUUUUGAGUAUGCUUGGAUUGGAUUGGAUUGUCGUGCGAUGCACUUUGGGUGCAGGGCUUUCUCCAGCUUGGUGUGGUGGUCACACCCAGCUGGUUUAUUUGUGAUGAUUGGCCAUUUGCUUGUAAUAAUAAGAUUGAGGUUGUGUGCAUGUGUGCGCGCGCACCAACCUAGCUAGUCUUCCGUGUGACUUUAUUGAUGAACCGUAAAUCCAGCUUGCAUUUGAUCAUAUGUAUAACAAUA
Molecule: messenger RNA, 4714 nt
Organism: Triticum aestivum (bread wheat)
Lineage: Eukaryota; Viridiplantae; Streptophyta; Magnoliopsida; Poales; Poaceae
Exons: 8
Coding region: 1169-4294 (1041 amino acids)
Source: RefSeq, a predicted model, not a curated record